Messenger RNA from Pollicipes pollicipes, 1027 nucleotides. RefSeq lists its product as uncharacterized. NCBI's taxonomy places the organism in Eukaryota, Metazoa, Arthropoda, Thecostraca, Pollicipedomorpha, Pollicipedidae. The coding region runs from base 1 to 774 and encodes 257 amino acids. Gene Ontology annotation, cellular component: neuron projection membrane. Gene Ontology annotation, biological process: synapse organization. The record is from RefSeq and is a predicted model, not a curated record. The transcript is spliced from 6 exons.
AUGUACCGGCUGGUGGGCACAAGGCCUGCCGCCAGGUGUGAUCACCAGUGCUCACCCGGUCACCCGAUAUACCGGCCGAUGGGCACAUGGCUUGCCGCCAGGUGUGAUCACCGGUACCCACCCGAUAUACCGGCCGAUGGGCACAAGGCCUGCCGCCGGGUGUCCUGGAUCCGGCGACGCGACUUCCACGUGCUGACGUCUCGUUCGCACGUGUUCACCGCCGACGAGCGGGUGUCGGUGCAGCACAGAGUGGCCGGUGACGAGGACUGGGCGCUAUCCAUCUGGCCGGUGACAGCGGCUGACAGCGGCGUCUAUGAGUGCCAGGUGUCAACCGGGCAGGGCACGCUUUCGCGUCUUGUUAACCUCACAGUUGUGGAGCCGAUUGCCAGAAUAUUGGGAACUGAGGUUCACAGGAUAGAAGAGGGCUCGGUGAUCACCCUUCUCUGCGUUAUAGACCAGGCGACAUCGGAGGUGGGCCCCAUCCAGUGGUGGCGCAACAACCGGACACUGGUGGCCAGCGGACGGGUGACGGUGCAGUCCAGCUCGGACGGCACCGCCGGCAGUCCCCAGUCGCAGCUGCACAUCCGGCGCGCCUCGUUCCUCGACAGCGGCCUCUACACGUGCGGCGGCGACCACCUGCUGUCCGCCACCGUCCAGCUGUUCGUGACCGAAGGUGAUAAAACGGCGGCCAUCCAACGCCGCAGCCCGGCCGGCUCGCGGGCGGCGCCCGCCCAGCUCACUCUGCUGUUGCUGUGCUGGCUCGUGCCCCGGUGAUGGCGCCGGCUGCCUCGAGCCGGCCUGUGACUCUCCAGACUUCCGUCUCGCUCGAGCGGCGCCGGUCCCAGCGGCCGCCGGAGCCGGACGCCGUAACCUUCCACCGCGGCGCUCCUGUGGGGGCAGCCCUUCGAGGAACACCGUGACGUGCGCCGGGCGGACGCACCUGCUCCCCGAACAUCAGACGACUGUCAAAUGCAGAGCGGUGAGUCGCGGGUAGAUUGAGUUUCUCCACGUGGCUGGCAGUCUGCUA